AUGUCUUCAAACAUGAUGGCAAUACCUGCGCUGGGUCGACCCUUCACCGUUGGAAUGCUCUAUGAUGCCUGGAAAGAUGAGUUAAUCCCAGGUUUCACAUUGUGGGAUGAAGCAACUCUACAGAAGAACACAUCUGAAACCCUGAAACCAGGCAGUGAGUUUCAGAUUACAGCAUCUGACUCAAUUGAAUCCAAGUCUUCUCUGCUGGAUGUUGAAGGUUCCCUGAAGGCCAGCUUCCUGGGUGGACUGAUUGAAGUGGCAGGAUCUGCCAAGUACCUGAAUGACCAGAAGAAAUUCAAUAAUCAGAGCAGAGUAACACUUCAGUACAAAGCUACCACCAACUUCAAGCAGUUGAAGUUGACUCGACUUGGAACACAGAACAUGCAGCAAAAAGAUAUCAUUACAAGGGGCCUUGCAACACAUGUUGUCAUUGGCAUCCUUUAUGGAGCAAAUGCUUUCUUUGUAUUUGACAGUGAGAAGUUAGAUGCAAACACAGUGCAGGACAUCCAAGGCAGCAUGGAAGCUGUGAUAAAGAAGAUUCCACUAUGUGAUGUUGGGAUUAAAGCUAAACUCCAGCUCAGUGAAAAAGAAAAAGCCCUGACAAACAAAUUCUCCUGCAAAUUCUAUGGAGACUUUAUCCUAGACAGCAACCCUGCAACAUUUCAGGAAGCAGUCAAUACCUACGCACAGCUUCCAAAGCUGCUGGGAAAAGGGAGACAGAAUUCUGUUCCACUUAAGGUCUGGAUGAUGCCGCUAACAAAUUUCGACUCUGGAGCCGCACAGCUGAUGACUGAGAUCCAUGUUGGACUGGUGAGGAAAGUUCAAGAAGCUUUAGAAGAUUUAAGGCAACUGGAAAUGAGAUGCAACGAUUCUCAGACAGACAAAGUUGUCAAGAAAUUUCCACAAAUUCAAAGAAAGCUGAGAAAUUUCAAAGAAUUGUGUAACUGUUACACGUCGAUGCUUCGGCAAACAUUUGCAAAGAAAUUACCCUCCAUCCGUGCAGGUAAACUAGCUCCGAGCUCAUUGGAAAAACUAUUUUCAGACCGAGACAAGUCACCAUUCAGUCAUGAAAAACUAAACAAGUGGAUGGAUCACAAGGAGAGAGAGAUCAAUGUCAUCAGGUUCUGUGUCGACAUAAUGGAGGGAACAAACACAAAGAUCGUACAAAAUAAAUCAGAGCUGGAUAGAGAGGUUCUUGCUCCAGGUGUAGAAGAUGCUCUGUGCUUUGUCUUCACCUCUGUGGGAAGUGCUGACCCAUGCCUUGAUGCGAUGACCAACUACAUGGAUUCACCGAAAACACAAAGUACCAGUGAAAACCACUGGUACUUCUCAGAUGAAGUGUUGACCAGAAUGAGAAAGAAAGCCAAAGCCUUCAAUGAUGUUGCCAAAGGCCUGAAGAACAGCAGGAGAUUCCGUUUCCUUGUAGCACCCAUAGCAAAUAAGAAAUACACAGGAGCAACCAUCUACCAUUACAAGGAAGGCAUUCUGGUGUCUGAUAAUUUCGCAAAGCCUGACAUACCUGAUGUGAGGGCUGUAAGAGACAGAAGAAAAUUAAUCUGGUAUGCCUGUGAUCUCACUCUGGACCCAAACACAGCAAACAGCUACCUCAUUCUGUCAGAGGGAAACAAAAAGGCGAUCUGUGGAACAUGGCAGGCGUAUCCUGAUCACCCUGACAGGUUUGACUCACAUGUCCAGGCAUUGUGCAAUGAGAAGCUAACUGGGCGCCAUUACUGGGAGGUAGAGUGGAGUACUGGUGACUCUGAUGAGGUUGGAGUGGCUGUUACAUACAAGGGAAUAGGCAGGAAAGGAGGCAGUACAGUGAGCAGGCUUGGACAUAACGCCUUGUCCUGGUACUUUGGCCACAGAUAUGGGCUUUAUGCAUGGCAUGAUGCUACAGAGCAUUUCGGCCCUCUCCCUGCAGCUGACUGCAAACGAGUUGGAGUUUACCUGGACUGGCCUGCUGGCACUUUGUCCUUCUACAGAGUCACGUCUAACACACUGACACACCUGCACACCUUCUACACCACAUUCACCGAGCCUGUUUAUCCAGGUAUCUGGAUCUGGGUGAACUCAAACUAUGUGAGCCUGUGCCAGUUUUAA
This is a messenger RNA of Scomber scombrus (Atlantic mackerel), 2100 nucleotides long. RefSeq names its product stonustoxin subunit beta-like. NCBI's taxonomy places the organism in Eukaryota, Metazoa, Chordata, Actinopteri, Scombriformes, Scombridae. The transcript has 3 exons. The record is from RefSeq and is a predicted model, not a curated record. Gene Ontology annotation, molecular function: protein binding. Bases 1 to 2100 code for a protein of 699 amino acids.